AUGGGGGGAUCACGACACACUGAAUCCGGCUCAGAAUAUCUCUACUACCCUCAGAAAGCUUCCUUCGCCUUUCACGAGACACCGCCCGCCGCCGCCCACCGCGCGGCUCAGGAGUCGGCGCCCGCGCUCCUUUGCCCACCCUCCAGCAACCUCCUGCAAUCACCACACCCCACGCUCCUCCUAAACCCGUUAGUGAGUUUGGUUCACCUCAACAACUUCUACCAGAAGUACCAACUCGUCACGCAACCUCCAACCGGCAUCGUGUCUCAGCAUCCCCCCAACCCGAACGCCGAGCGGGACCUCACUCGCAACGGCGCUAGGAAACAGCCAGUCAAGUCUGCUCAAUCGCGACAGAAACUCAAUGGGAAUAACAGUAGCAAGACACCAGUACACGCUGGCGGAGUGCCGAUGACGCCCGUUGACGCUUCCGGAAUGGGGAGCAUACGAGAGGAGGAGUAUCCGUACCCGCUCUCUCAACGACCCUCCAUUGUGUCCCACAAUUCCAGCUCUGUUCCAUCGACCCCACACCAAUAUCCGCGAGAAUUUGUCUCACGAUCCAGGUCACCUUCACCAAAUGGCGGUCUGGGGAGCCAUUCUCCGCGGUCUGUCUCUUCCGAAGCAAACGGACACCUUCCCACUUUGCGGAAACCUCGGCAAGGCUGCAAGUAUGAGACCAACGUCGCCUUCGGGAGGAGACGCAUCCCAUAUACUUCAUCGGAUACACUAGAAAAGGCGAAAGAAGAGCCAAAGAAGGCCUUGGACCCACAUGAGGAGAAGAAGCUAAGCGGCGACAUGAGGGAACUCUACGACCGGAUAUUACCAACUCCUGAGAGCGAGCAGCGGAGAGUGAAGUUUGUGCAAAAGCUGGAGAAUCUUCUGCGCCGCGAGUGGCCUGGAUACGAAUUCAAGGUCCAUGUAUUUGGUUCGUCGGGCAACUUACUAUGCACUAGCGAAUCGGACGUGGACGUCUGCAUCCAGACACCCAUGAAAAAGUUAGAGUCGAUGCAUAUACUGGCCGAGGCUCUCGCCAAACAUGGCAUGGAAAAGGUCGUCUGCGUUCCUUCGGCGAAGGUCCCAAUUGUGAAAAUCUGGGACCCAGAAUUGCAGUUGGCGUGUGAUAUGAACGUCAACAAUACCAUGGCUUUAGAAAAUACGCGCAUGAUCAAGACAUACGUCCAGAUUGAUGAGCGAUCUAUGACCCUUGGCGGUACUAUCAGCUCGUACACCUGGAUAUGCAUGAUCUUAAACUUUCUACAGACACGAGAUCCUCCUAUAUUACCUUCCCUCCAUCAUCUUCCUUACCGGAAAGCAAUCAAGGAGACUGGCGAGCAGUCAGACUUUGCUGACGACCUAGAAAAGCUGCAAGGAUUUGGCCAUGAAAAUAAAGAAACUGUGGGGCAACUUCUGUUCCAUUUCUUCCGACGUUAUGGACAUGAGAUUGAUUACGAAAAGUCGGUCAUUUCUGUGCGGCAGGGCAGGCUAUUGUCGCGAAAAGAAAAGGGUUGGGAUCUGGACAGUUUGACUCGAGAGGCCCGAAACCGCUUGUGUGUUGAGGAGCCAUUCAAUACCUACCGGAAUCUUGGAAAUUCGGCCGAUGACUUUGCAUGGAGAGGGAUUCAUCUGGAGCUUCGGCUUGCGUUCACUCUACUCGCUGAUGGAGGUCAGCUGGACAAGGCUUGCGAGCAAUAUGAGUUUCCCCCGGAAGAAAAGGUUGUUUUCAAGCGGCCAACACCAGCCCCGAAGCCAAUUCUGACCAGUAGUACGCCGGCUGGGAGGGGCGGUCGGGGCGGAGCUGGGCAACGUGGAGGCCGUGGAAGCUUCCACCAAAAGAAUAGCCAGUAUCAACGACGAGCUUCGAGUGGCGCAUCGUUUAACAAUGGCCGGCCGCCAUUCCUUCACAGCCCUCCUAUCGGCGUCAACGGACAAGUUAAUGGACAGAUCAAUGGGCAAGAUUACUUUGUUCGUGGAUUGAACGACCAGCUUCACGACCAGCUUUAUCAGCAAUACCAGCUUCUGGAGAUGCAAUCAAAUUCAUUAAGAGCUCAAUUGAUGGCACAGCAACGAGCACAGCAACACGCACAUAUGCAGGCGCAUGCCAUCAACCAAGUUCAGGCUCAGGCACAACAAGCUCGAGGACAGUUGGCGAAUGGCUCUCCACAGAAGUCGCCUUACAUGAACGGCAGGUCGAGUCCGCGGACCUCCGAAAGCAUGCCUACGACUGGAGCCAUACCUCCUUCCUUGCUUCUCUAUCAUUACCCCGGCUACUAUGAUUUCAACCAUUCUAUGGCCUCAUCGACUUCCCAGGAUGGAUCUAGGACAAACCCGUCGUCUCCGUCGCUUACGAGCAGUAUCCCUGGGCUUCGGCGUGGUGUACAUCGGACGUCGGCUGCCAGCGACACGGGCUCAAUUCGUUCGCAGUCGCAACCUGCUCGUACUGUGCCUAAUUCGCAGCUACCAACGGGUUAUCCUCCGCCUCCCUACCCCGAACCAAAUGCCUUUGCUGGCUAUCCUAUCGCUCGUUCUACGGUAGAUGCGGCUCCUAAUCAGUCGAGCACAGAGCCGCCUUACAGUCCAAUGACAACUUUCCCUGAGAGUGCCGUGUCAUCAGAUCAUGGUACACCGAAAGAAUACGUAGGAUACUAUGUUCAUGAUUCUCCAAAGAUUCCUCCAGAGGUACCGGACUACAGCGUCCCGCAGAUACCGUCGUAUAGUGAGCUUGCGCAGCGUCGACGAAGGGUCUCUCCAGAAAUCGUGCAACCAUUGUUGAACAGUACCUUGAGGCGGGUAUCACGGUCUCCAUCACCACUCUCUGGGCAUCUUCGAAGCUAUUCAACUGGUGUGACCCCGCCGUUGGGGCCAAAACCUCAGCAGCGGAUAGGUCGUGGCGACUUGACCCCGACCCCCGAGGGCGAGGGCCUAGUAAUUGCGAAUGGCUCGUAUCCUACGAAACCGCGAGAGACACGAGCUAUGAGUGAAUCUGUCGAUAUGACCAACACUGACACGACCUCUAAAGACCCAUCUGCCCUAGGAAUUUACAUGCCUACCGGAGAGCAGUACCGGUUCCCGACUUCUUCCGAGCAGAGGCAACAACAGCUCUACGCAGAUGCGCUGUUACAACGUCACAAUGCGGCAGAGUUUUCACGAUCCGAAAUGUCCAAUGGCGUGGGAGCCAUAUCUUCGGCCGACCCAAAUACCCUGACACGUGUGCCUUCUGGUCCAAGACAGCCAUUCCCGCAACUUCCGGAGCCCUUACUCAAUCACUAUGGCUCUCUUAAUGGAGACAGCACUAGUGAUUCAGCAGACGUCUCUCCAACACGUAACCAGCAGCAAUGGCGGGGCGGCCAACUCCCUAACGGGAUAAGCCCCCUGGAUACGAAGGCUUUAAGAGCCCCGCCGCAAGAAAUCAAAUCUGCCGGCUUACCGUUGCUAUCGCCAGUCUUCGAGACUCGAACACCUUCACCUACCGUCAGCCGCCAAAUGGAGAUUGCGAAACAGCAACUCCUGAACGGAACUAUGCCGACGAGUAAAGAAAAUCAGCAACCGCUGUCGUUCCGAGCUGCGCAAAAUUCGAAAGAGGCUAAAGCCGGUCAACCCAAGAAGGACCCUCCACCCAACGACAAGUCGAAUAGGGGAAGCCCAAGUGACAAAAACCAGUCUGGAACUUGGCAACAGUCUAACUCCCAGAAACGGCGGAAAAAGCAAUCCAAGUCGGCCACAAAUCAGAAGCAGGGUAUUGAGACAAAGCUACAGGGCGAGCCCCUACCCGUCAACGAAGCUGACAGAAAGGGAGGCUGA
Mytilinidion resinicola is the source of this 3795-nucleotide messenger RNA. RefSeq lists its product as uncharacterized. The transcript has 5 exons. The record is from RefSeq and is a predicted model, not a curated record. The coding region runs from base 1 to 3795 and encodes 1264 amino acids. Lineage: Eukaryota; Fungi; Ascomycota; Dothideomycetes; Mytilinidiales; Mytilinidiaceae. Gene Ontology annotation, biological process: RNA 3'-end processing. Gene Ontology annotation, molecular function: nucleotidyltransferase activity.